Myotis brandtii (Brandt's bat) is the source of this 3860-nucleotide messenger RNA. Its product is annotated as long-chain-fatty-acid--CoA ligase 1. The transcript has a single exon. Gene Ontology annotation, molecular function: arachidonate-CoA ligase activity. Lineage: Eukaryota; Metazoa; Chordata; Mammalia; Chiroptera; Vespertilionidae. The record is from RefSeq and is a predicted model, not a curated record. Bases 318 to 2414 code for a protein of 698 amino acids. Gene Ontology annotation, cellular component: membrane; endoplasmic reticulum. Gene Ontology annotation, biological process: long-chain fatty-acyl-CoA biosynthetic process; long-chain fatty acid metabolic process; very long-chain fatty acid metabolic process.
GGCGGUCUCCUUGAGCUUCAGACGCAAGGAGUUGACCCCGAGAGAAGUUGUGAGUGUGUCGGAGACGCACGGUAUCCCGGUUGGGGUGGCCUUCGUGGAGCCGAGAGGGGAGAAGUACGAUGGCGCUUUCCCGGUGAUGUGGCUGGCAUGGAGGGAUGGAUGGCACGUUCUGGGGACGGAGACUUGGGUGGAGUGAGGACUCAGCACCCUGCCUCCACGAAGACAUUGGGCUGGAGGCACCCGUCUUCUCUCCAGCGUCUAAGAUUUCAAAGCCCGUGGCUCAGUAAGUCCGCGUAGGGCACCCCCGGCUAGGGACCAUGCCAGCCCACGAGCUGCUCCGGUAUUUUCGGAUACCGGAGCUGGCCGACUUCCGACAGUACGUCCGCGCGCUCCCAGCCAACUCGCUCACGGGCUUGGACGCGCUCACCGCUUUCACCAUUCUGUGGUUUGCCAUGAGGCCCAGGGCGCCCACGCCCCCGAGCGCCCUCGCCAUGCAGUCGGUGGAGGUGGCGGGCAGCGGCGGCGCGCGGCGGUCCGCGCUCCUGGACAGCGACGAGCUCCUGGUGUACCUGUACGAGGACGUCAGGACCGUGUACCAAGCUUUCCAGAGGGGCGUCCGCCUGUCCAAUAACGGCCCUUGUCUAGGCUCCCGGCUGCCGGACGGGCCCUAUGAAUGGCUCUCCUACCAGCAGGUGGCGGAGAUGUCCGAGUGCGUGGGCUCGGCCAUGAUCCAGAUGGGCUUCGGGGCGGCACCGGACCAGAACAUCGGCAUCUUCUCCCAGAACAGACCCGAGUGGGUGGUCAUCGAGUACGGAUGCUUUGCUUACUCCAUGGUGGCCGUCCCCCUCUAUGACACCCUGGGAACCGAAGCCGUCACUCACAUCGUCAACACUGCGGAACUCGCCCUGGUGUUCGUGGACAAGCCCGAGAAGGCCAGCCUGCUGCUGGAAGGGGUAGAAAACAAGUCGACCCUGGGCCUCAGAACCGUCGUGGUCAUGGACUCCUACGGCAGCGACCUGUCGGCACGCGGCGAGAGGUGCGGGGUGGAGAUCGUCAGCAUGAAGGCCGUGGGGGACCUGGGAAGAGCCCACAGAAAGACGCCCCAGCCGCCCGCGCCUGAAGACCUUGCAGUCAUUUGUUUCACAAGUGGCACCACCGGCAACCCCAAGGGGGCCAUGAUCACCCAUCGCAACAUGGUGAGCGACUUCUCGGCGUUUCUGAAAGUGACCGAGAAGGUCAUUCACCUGGAUGUCAGUGACACACACAUUUCGUUUUUACCGCUUGCACACAUGUACGAGCAGCUCUUGCAGUGUGCGAUCCUGUGCCACGGAGCGAGAAUAGGCUUUUUCCAAGGAGACCUCAAGCUGCUUAUGGAUGACCUCAAAGUGCUUCAGCCCACCAUCUUUCCGGUGGUCCCGAGGCUGCUGAACCGGAUGUUCGACAGAAUUUGGGGGCAGGCCAACACCACCCUGAAGCGGUUGCUACUGGACUUCGCCUCCAAGAGGAAACAAACAGAGCUUCGCAGUGGCAUCAUUAGAAACGACAGCCUGUGGGACAAACUGAUCUUCCGCAAAAUACAGUCCAACCUGGGAGGGAAGGUCCGGCUGAUGAUCACCGGGGCUGCGCCCGUGUCAGACACGGUGCUGACGUUUAUGCGAGCGGCGCUGGGCUGUCAUUUCUACGAAGGCUAUGGGCAGACUGAGGGCACAGCCUGCUGCUCAAUGACCGUUCCCGGAGAGUGGACCGCAGGCCACGUCGGUGCCCCCGUGCCUUGCAAUCUGAUAAAACUCAUCGAUGUGAAAGAGAUGAACUACUUGGCUGCCAACGGCGAGGGCGAGGUGUGUGUGAAAGGCUCAAAUGUAUUUCAAGGCUACCUGAAGGACCCGGUGAAGACAUCGGAAGCUCUGGACAAAGGUGGCUGGUUGCACACAGGGGACAUUGGGAAAUGGUUACCCAAUGGGGCCUUGAAGAUCAUCGACAGGAAGAAGCACAUAUUUAAACUGGCACAAGGAGAAUACAUAGCACCCGAAAAGAUCGAGACUAUCUACGUACAGAGCGAACCCGUUGCUCAGGUGUUCGUCCAUGGAGACAGCUUGCAGGCAUUUCUCAUAGCGAUCGUGGUCCCCGACGUGGAGACGCUGGGCCUCUGGGCAGGGAAUCGAGGCCUGGUGGGAUCCUUCCAGGAGCUGUGCCGCAGCAAGGAUGUCAAGAAAGCCAUCCUAGAGGAUUUGGUGAGGCUGGGGAAGGACUCUGGCCUGAAACCAUUCGAGCAGAUCAAAGGCAUCGCUCUCCACCCUGAACUGUUCUCUAUUGAAAACGGCCUUCUGACCCCGACAAUGAAGGCAAAAAGGCCACAACUUCAGAAUUAUUUCAAGUCACAGAUAGAGGAACUUUAUUCCACCACCAAAGUUUAAGGGAGGAGGAAUGGUCAGAAGAAACCACACACCUCCACGAUCUUCUUCUCCUGGUGGCUUUCACGUUGGCGAUUUGACUACAAGAGCAUAGGGAAGGACACCCCUUGUUUGACUUGGGCAUUGGGCUCUUGUCAUAGGAAUAUUAGAGGAAGCGAGACUCUGCCUUGCAGUCACCUUGCUUGGCAGAUCAUGUACCCAUGUGGUGAUAUACCAUUUCCAAAACGAGCUUUCACAAUAGUCAAGGGAAACUAUACAUGUGCUAAGUUAUUCGUGACUUCCUUUGUUCAGAAGGCGGAUGUGGAACUUCUGUCUCCCUGUUUUUCUAACCAAGGGACUAGGACUUGCUAUUUCUGAAUGUCUGCUGCUUGCUGCAAACUCUGUAGUCGUUGGCUGCUUGGAAGAAUACAUGCACUGGAAGGAAACUGUUCCUUAUGAACAACUCUCCCAGCUGGAGAAUGUCACAAGUGGACUAGAGAUUUUUUUUUUAUUCCUGUCAGCUCCCCUUCCCCACAUCUUACACAUGCUCAUGUCCCCUUGGAUGAAGGCUUCUGAAACGCCUGCUCUUCCCCCCCCCUCCCCCCCAUUCCCUUAUUGUUCCUUUUGGAGCCGAAGUUUCCCAGGAAAGUGCAGAACAGACCGACUCAGGACAGUAAAGAUACUGAGUCCCAGACACGGGGCCACUCCCAGGGUGAAUGGAUUCUGGUACCAACGAAGCAGAGUGCUCUCAGGGCCUCCUCUCCAGACUCUCCCUCCCUCUGUCCCCGGGGCUAUGAGAAAAUCAACCAAGCAUUUCAAGAAAGAAAGAAUCACCUGGCAAGACCAUGCUCAACUGUGAAGCCUAAGUAACUGUCCACUUUAUCUCCACUGAACAUCCUUCUGUUUGUGAUGGCCAAUGGGCUUUUAAUGUGGUUUUCAUAUCAGAAGUUCACAUUGUGAUUAACUGGCUUUUCCCCAGAAUAAACUCUCAGGCAAGGCAUGUCUACGAGGCUUUAAGGAGUGCAUAGACGUGGGUACUAAUGGAAAUGGAUGAUAAUAAACUUGCUCUCCUGCCAUCAUGCUUCCUGGCUCCUGUGAAAUGUUUCCGCAAGCCAAAUUCUCAGGGAUGGAAGUCCGAACACUCAUUUCCUGGGAGUCACUCCUCCCAGGAUUUCUUUAAGUUAAUUUGCUAAUUUCACUUACCAGAAAGCCUUUGCCACGUGUGACUGGAGUAAGUUGUCAUUAUGGGUGUGAGUACACAUGCCGCACAGCACUGGGGGUUGCACUCAAGUCGUCAUCAUAGCCUAAUCCGUGUGUGUGUUCUUCACUGCACAAAAAGUCAAUAACUUGUCACAUUGGGGUUUUUGAGUGUUUGCUUUACGUAAGUGUUGGCUAUUUCUAUGUUUUAUAAGCCAAAACAGAAUUUCCAAAAACAAUGAAGGAAACAAAAAUAUUUCUGCAUUUAAAAAA